ACGAUGUACGCGAUACUCGUUCCAACGACGACGAUGCAGACGAUGUACGCGAUACUCGUUCCAACGACGACGAUGCAGACGAUGUACGCGAUACUCGUUCCAACGACGACGAUGCAGAUGAUGUACGCGAUACUCGUUCCAACGACGACGAUGCGGAUGAUGUACGCGAUACCAUCUACGACAACGACGGUGCAGAUGAUGUACGCGAUACCAAUUACAACGAUAUAGAAGAAGAACCUGAUAAGCAUUCUGAAGAUGAUGCAUACAUGUUCAAUAAUAAUAUAGAUGAGUUUGUUGAUAAUAGAUCAAAUAAUAAUCAUGAAACUGAAUACAACGAAUUUGGUAAUGACAACGAUGACGAUGACGAUAUUAAUAAUGAGAUAUCACGGCAUUAUGGUAAUAAUGAUAAUAAAGAAGAGGCCGAGAUAGACGAAUUUGAUGGAGGAGAUAUAUAA
This is a messenger RNA of Paraglomus occultum, 455 nucleotides long. Lineage: Eukaryota; Fungi; Glomeromycota; Glomeromycetes; Paraglomerales; Paraglomeraceae. The record is from the annotation of a GenBank genome assembly.